UGAACAAUUCCGUGAAAUAACUCGCUCCUCCGGACGAAAGGAUUUCAAGUGAUAACCUUGGUGUAGCUGCUCCUCCUGUGGAGUGAAGAUGUAUCGAAGCGUGUGUGUACUGGCGGCACUGCUGGCUCUGCUGGUGCUGACACUUGAGGUGCCCAGAGGCCAGGCCUGUCCCAGAAGCUGUAACUGCUACCAGGCCAGCGAAGUCCAUUGUACCUUCCGCUCCCUGAUUACCAUACCUCCUGGCCUCCCUGCACACACACGCCGCAUAAACUUAGGGUUCAACAGCAUCAGCAGGAUCCAUGACAGUUCACUGGCCGGGCUAAAGAGGGUAGAGCUUCUGAUGCUCCACAGCAAUGAUCUCCACCAUCUUCCAGAUGCAGUGUUUCGAGACAUGAAAUCACUGCAGAUACUAAAACUGAGCUAUAACAAGCUGAGAGAGAUCCCUUCAUCUCAGACCUUCUCUGGCCUGACCUCACUGCUGCGUCUGUACUUGGAUCACAACCUCCUCCAGCACAUCCACCCCCGGGCCCUGCUCCAGCUGCCUAGCCUCAGGCUGUUACGUCUGCAAGGGAACAGGCUGCAUCAGCUACAUCCCCACACUUUUUGCACACUGUCCCUCCUGAAUACGUAUUACUUCUCUACACUCAGACACCUAGACCUGUCCAACAACAGUCUAACCACUCUGUCCAGAGCGACCUUACAAACUGCACCCCUGCUGGAGUCUCUUGUGCUGCAGGCUAAUCUGUGGAGUUGUGACUGUAGGAUGAACUGGUUUCUCCCUUGGAGUCUGGCUCACCCAGGCUUAAUGAAAUGCCCCAGUAGUCCUCAGUGUCCAAUGUGUGCCUUGCCCAAUUCCCUUCAGGGGCAGGGCUUGCUUGAGCAGACUGAGCUAUCUUGCACCUCUCCAGUCAUCCCCGCCCCAGGAAGAGACACACCUUUGGAGACAGAACUCAGUGAGAUUCAAUCAAGUGAAUCCUUCAGAGAGCCUUUAGGCAUUGCCUCUCUGGGGCUUUCUGACCAACAGGGUUACAGUGUUGAUCUGAGCUGCAACAUCACUCACUCUACAGACUCUCAGGAUAUUGCUCCUCUUCCAGAUCUUUCCCUUUCAUCCCCUUCUCCUCUCCCCCUCGCUAUGUCACUCUCCCUGGAAUGCCCUGUGGAGAGAGAGAGCUAUGAGAAUCUUUGGCGGAUCCUGGCUUACUAUAGUGAGACUGCAGUUCGCCUUGAGAGGGAGAUCAUGCUGAGUAAAGCCCCGGCGCUGGCCUACCGCUACAGGCAGACAGCAGAGACAGAAGGAUAUUAUCACACUGGAGUUAAAGCUUCUGUUAAAGUCAGACCACAAUGGUUACUACAGCCAGCCAUUAGCAUUCAGCUUAACAGAGCACAGUCCAAUGCAAAUAGAGUUCACCUUAUAUACUCAACAAGAGUGUCUGCUCAUCCUGACCCUACUGGUCUUCCUUCAACAUCCUCCCGAGCUUCUCACCCAUGGGUGCUCAUUUCAACUAAUCAUACCACCACAGCACUGGCAGCUGCAGUAGGCGGUCAGGUGGAACUCCCCUGCCCUCUUCUAAGUUCUGGUAAUCCCAAAGUACAGUGGAUUCUCCCAGACGGAUCCCAACUUGUCUCCCCCUCCAGUAGCCAAGAUGGUCGGCUACGAGCCUCGGCCUCUGGGUUACUUAUACAGAAACUGGAGCUAUCAAAUGCUGGGAUCUAUUACUGCAUAGCCCGGGCUGGCAGGGAUGUAGAUGUUCUCUCCCUCCGUUUGGCAGUAGCAGAGUCAUCUGUUCCACCUUCAGGAGAGCAAGUGGGACCUCCUGUCAUGGGAACUGUUGGGGAGCCCAUCAGUCUGUCCUGCAAAGCAUCUGGUUCACCAGCACCAUACAUGAGUUGGGUGUUACCAGAUGGAAAUAUAGUACGGCAGGGAUUAGCUGUAUCAGGUGGACUCACUAUACAAUCGAAUGGGAGUCUUUCUCUGCUUAAGCCUUCUUUGAAAGACACUGGUCAUUACCGCUGCAUCGCGGUCAACCAGUAUGGUAGUGACUCUCUGUCCAUGCAGCUGGAAAUAAACCCACGACAUCCCCCGCCACUUAGAACAUCAUUUCCUAGAGGGCCACAGUCAGUGGCUGGCCGGUCAACCAAGAUACGAGCCCCUUUACUACGUCAAGUGGAGGAAGGAUCGGGAAAUGAAGAGGUGGAAGAAGAGAGGACUCUUGUUAUCAACAGGAAGCGUCCAAGCCCUCUCCAGCCACCCCCAAAAAGACGUUAUCCAAUCGGGAAACCUAGAAGACGAGGGCCUGUGAGAGACGGCUCCCUGAGAAGAGGAGGAGGGCCUGUAUCCUCCAUUGAACAGAGAAGAAACCACUAUGACAGCAGACAUAGAAUCACCGCAAACAAACAAAGAAUAGACCCUGCGAAAUGGGCUGACAUAUUGGCUAAGAUCCGCCAAAAGACUGUUCCCACUAAUAACAGCCAGCCUAUCACAGCAGAAAAGACCACAGCUGAACCGGUGGGUGGAGGCAAAGAAAGAUACACAGGAAGACAUGAGGAAGGUCAUAAUACAGACAGAGAUAGAGCAGAGGGAGCAGGGAUGGAAGCAGAAACCGAGGGGUCGUCUGUUGAUGAUGCUGCUCUACAAGAAGAAGGCUUACGGCCCAUUUAUCCUGUUCACACAGAAACACAGACACACAGAGAGACAAAAACAGACACUGAGACAGAUACAGAGAUAGAGAGAGGGAUUGAGAGGUCAACAAAAACACAGAAAGAUCUAGAAAAUGAGACAGAGACACACAUACAGGCAGAGAAAGGUCCACAGACAGAGACAGUGACAAACUCAGGGACACAGAAAGAUCCUGUCACCUCUAAGCUGUUGACUAGAACCAAUGAAAUUGUCUCAGAACCAGUUGAAGGAGAGGAGCGAGAAACAAACCCCAUCCCAUCUAGAUCCAGGCCUCAGAACCCCCGGCAGGGACACUUCCCUAAUUUGGUACCAAACUUGCGGCCUCAAGGCCCUCUCUCUCGCAGGAGGAUCGGACAGCGAAGACGAAUCAUCAACAGGCCCAGGGGUCGACCUAUCACCCCACCCCGACCUAUCCCUGACCCUACAAACCCGAGGUCAAUAACUGUGACACCUGACACCACCACAGAUCAAAUGAAUGUGUUGUUGCUGGCCUCAACAACCACAUCUCCGGCUACUUUAUUGACACAGAGUGACCAUAUUAAGACUCUUGUUUCUACUCCAAAUGGCGUGGUACUGAACUUUCUGUCUCCCACUGUUCCUAACACUCCUGGUAUCUCCACAUCAGAAUCUGCCUCCCCCUCACUGACUCCCUCCUCUCCUGUCUCAUUAUCCCACUCUCACACAAAGACACACACAGACAUGAUGACUCACUCAGUCAACGGACCAGACACUGCAGUGUUCACUCUCUUUAACACUAGAAUACCGGUAUCCACUUACUCUAAUAUUGUGACGACACAGACGCACAUGCCAGUGACGCACGCCAAGACACGUACACACGGCAUACACCCACAUACAGCCACAGGAAAAGAUGUUGAUAGACCCCCAAGUGAAGACAGUGCAGAGCUGGAAAGGAAUUCGUUGGAUGUACCACAUGCAUCUCAAUCCUCCACCACUCUCUCAUCCACUCGCUCCUCUGUUGUUUCCUCAACAACAACCACUUCAACCACUCUCAAGAGAACUCGUCUGACUACUUCUAUUGGAAGCACUACAAGUAUAUCUACUACUGGAGCGAGUGAUACACUUCUCACAACAACUACAAAUACUCCUAUGACUACAAAUCCCAUCACGUCAACUCCAACUACUAAGAUUAUUCCAAUGUAUAGCACCGCCUCUACUACUACUACUACUACUACUACUACUACUACUACUACAAGUCCUGCUCUUACAUCUACUGCUCCCACUACCACUAUUACUUCUUCAACUAGCCCCUCUACCACUACAGCUACCCCUCCUACUAGUACUUUUACCACAACCACUACUGCUAGUAGUACUACAAUCUCAUCCAAAGCUAUUCCCACAACUCUUAAACCCACUACUUCUAUUACUUCUACAACUAUUAAAACUACUACUCCUACUCCUAGUACUAGUACCAUCUCUGCCAAAACUCCUCCAACUACUGCUUUGGCAGCUAAACCUUAUACACACUCUGCUACUACUAUAACAAUGACAACAAGUACCACAGCAUCAUCUAGAGAGAGGCCAAAUGUUGGCCAAGUUGACUCCAGAGGGAGGCCUGUUUCUGGCACUCCAAACCAGAGCCGAUCCCCUACUGAUUGGAAGAACCCUGCAGCUAAUUCUAUUCCAGAUUCACACAGCAGCAGGCCACACUGGCCACCCUCUCCUUCACUCCCUGCUGUCCCCAGGGCCCCAGUUGUGAGAUCUAGACCAAGGAUUUCAGACCCACACAUCAGGACAGUGUCAGUCGCAGCAGAGAGCACUGCCAGGCUGGCUUGUGAAGCUCAGGGAGAGCCGAAACCCACCAUCACAUGGACCAAGGUUGCUACAGGGGCGGUGAUGUCAAUCCACUCCAGGGCUCAACGUUUUGAGGUUCUGCCAAAUGGCACCCUUGUUAUCCAGAAUGUUCAGCUGCAGGACAGGGGCACAUAUAUCUGCAGUGCACACAGCUUUCUGGGUCGCGACAGGUUGCUAACCACCCUGGAAGUGUGGACACGCCCCCCACGGAUGCAGCUGGCCAGCUACAGAGAAACCACCAUUCAUCAAGGUGGAGCGGUGCACUUGGAAUGCCAGGCGGACGGUGUACCAACCCCUUUGCUCUCUUGGGUCCUGCCGGAUCGUUCUGUUCUGACUUCCACUGACUCCUCCAGCAGUCGAAUCAUUAUGGACACAAAUGGAACCCUUCAUAUCUCAGUAACUUUACCUAGUGACCGGGGAGUGUAUCGCUGUGUGGCCUCCAACUCAGCAGGUGCUGCCAGUGCAUCUGUCCGUGUACAUGUGUCCUCGUUGCCCCCGGUGAUACAGCAACCCAGAGAGGAACACCUGCUCUUGUCUCCAGGGAUGCCUGUUUAUGCUCAUUGCUCUGCCCGAGGUGCCCCGCCACCAACUCUGCGCUGGCGUAUCCCAGAUGGGACUCUAGUUCGCCCAUCCCAGUUUCUCCAUGGCAACCUUUUUGUCUUGCCCAAUGGGACACUGCACAUUCGAAAAGCUGGACCAAGGGACUCAGGGAAUUAUCAGUGCACAGCAAGUAAUGCUGUUGGAGCUGAUAAGAGGACUGUGAAGGUAGAAGUUAAAGGGGGAGCAGAAGGAGAAAGAAGACUGGGAGGAGCAAGAAAUGAAGGAGCAAAAGCAGUUGCUACUGAAAAACCAUCUUCACUUCUUAGAGACAAAACUUCAUCCAAUGCCAGCCACUCCUCAAAGCCAUUCAACUCCGUUAGUCUCUCCCCUCUAACGCCCCCUGAUAGAUCCAGGACCUUGCUGGCCACCCCCAGCUCUUCUCACCCUCACCAACGCAGUUCCACUAACUCACAUCCUAAAAUCAAUAAAACUUUCACUGCCUCCCCCACACACUUUACCAACUUCAACACAACAAAACUCUCCUCUCUCUCCCAACCCUCCACAGUGCCUGCAAAUAACACCAAAGUCUUACCCAGCAUUGUAAACAACACAAGAGUUACUUCUUCUCCCCCCUCUGACAAAAGCAGAGCUUCAGCUGUUUUGCACUCCUUGCCUGUCUCUCCUUUCAGCAAAGCCCGUAUUGUCUCCACCUCACCCUCCGUCACUACUGUUCACUAUGGGGGUAAUUUGCAGCUCCACUGCUCUGUAACUGGUAACCCAACCCCCAUUAUCAUUUGGAGGACCCCCAGCAGGAAACUGGUGGACAUGCACUUCAGUUUUGACCGACGUCUGAAGGUGUAUCCUAAUGGCACCCUGUCAGUCCAGGCAGUAACAGAGAAGGAUGCUGGAGAUUACCUCUGUGUCACACGCAACAAGGUCGCAGAUGAUUAUCGUCUCCUGCGUGUCUCUGUGGCUACCAAGCCUGCCAAGAUCGAGCCCAACCAGCAACUUAAUCAGAUGGUAUCAUUUGGUAAACCACUGAAGGUCGACUGCUUGGCAUCAGGACUGCCUGACCCAGCUGUCCGCUGGAGCCUGCCAGAUGGAACCAUGGUGAACAGUGUGUUGCAAGGGGAAGACAGAGGAGUGCGAGCACGGAGGCUAACUGUGUUUGACAAUGGGACGUUACUGGUUCCAGCAGUGGGUAUGGGAGAGGAAGGGGAGUACACAUGUUAUGCUGAGAAUCAAGGAGGUCAAGACACCAUGAAGGUCAAAGUUAAGGUCAUGAUGACAUCUCCACCAACCUUCACUGAUGGCAGAAGCUAUCGUGUUAUCAAAGUACAGCAGGGAGCAACUGCCAUCAUUCCCUGCCAGGCCACAGGAGAUCCCGCUCCAACAGUGACAUGGUUUUCCCCAGCCCGCCGUGUUAUCCCACGGAGUUCUGGUUCUGGUUUUUAUUUUGAGCGGGUUGUGGUGGUUUCAGAUGGAACUCUGGAGGUGCGUUUGGCUCAAAAGAUUGACACCGGAAACUAUACAUGCCGAGCAACCAACUCAGUCGGGGAGAGACACAUGGUUGUGGGCUUGGAAGUGGAAGUCCCUAAUCAUGGACUCGGUGGCCAGGUGGGAGGAAGAGGUUGGAGUACCAGCAAUGGGCCUGGUAGUGAUCAACGUAGUAGAGGGGACAACAUUAAUAAUGCAGGGAUAAGCCAGUAUGGAUUUACCAAUGGUGUCAUAAGCAAGCUUAGUAACAAUGACAGCAACAACACUGGCUCUAGCGCUAGUAAUGGCAGGAUAAGAAACACCGUACCAAGCAAUGGCAUUAAAAUAGCAACUAAUGGCUUCAAUCCUGCCCUUAGGAGUGAUAGCCAAAAUGAAUUCAACAGGCCUGUAGGUGGAAUUACAACACAAUAUGAUAGUGUAAUCAGUGUUGGGGUGAGCGGGGCAAGGAGUACAGGCAUUAAAGUAGAUAACAUUGGAAUAAAUAGAAACGGACCUGGCAUUAGUGUUGGAAAUAAUCAAGGCACAGUUAGAGGAGAUAGUGUUGAAAGGAAUCCUGGGACUAGUAAUAAUGAAGUCACUGUGAUAAAGGCUAGUAAUGAAGCAAGCACCAGCAGAGACAUUGGCAAGAUAAGUGGUUUUCCUAGGAGUGUUGGUGUUUUUAGUAGCAGUGUGCCUAAUUAUGGAGCUGGUGCAGGCACACUUAAUGGAAAUGGGUUCAGUAGGAGUAGCAAUACAGGAGUGACUGAUGAUAACAGAAGGAAUAGUGGUGGUACAAGUAGUGCAGGUGCAGGUGCUACUUAUAACUCUAGUAACACAGUUGUGGGUGUGGUCACAACAGUGAAGCAGCGAGUGGUGAAAGGCCAAAAUGUUCUUUUGCCAUGCCCCUCCAGGGGAUCCCCUCCCCCCCGCCUGGCCUGGCUUCUGCCUGGUAAUGGCGUGUUGCCAGCUCCUUACUAUGGCAGCCGACUCAUCGUGCACCGAAAUGGCUCCUUGGAGCUGAGGGGUGUGCGGAAGAGUGAUGGCGGAACCUUGGUAUGUGUAGUGAGAGGUGAAAGAGGAGAGACGAGGAUACAGGUGGAGUUGGAGGUCUCUGAUCCACAAGAAGAGGUUCAGUCUCCAACUAGGAGACCAGCUGUGGAAAGACCUGUGCAGAAAAGUCUUGUUUCAUUGGAGACACCUCGCUCAGGAACCUCACUGGCUUCAGCUCAGUCAAGGUCAGUAUUGCCUGAGACGCUUCAUCAAAGAAUCCCAGUUACUCAAAAGCCUUCACAGGGGAGUCCAUCUUUACCUGCUGUGCCUCGUCCAGUUGGCCCACCACCUCGCUCAAGUGGCCCUGUUUCAGAGCCAGCAGUGAGCACCCGAACAGCCUCCCUAGUGAGCAUUAUUAAUGGAGAGACUCUUCGCCUGCCUUGCCCUGCUCCUCAAACCCCUGGAUACAUCCAGGGCUCUCUCUUAUGGACCUUGCCCAGCGGCAAGGUGGUUUCCCAGGGUGAGAGUGGUGACUCAGGCCAAUACGUAGUCCAAGAGGAUGGGACAUUAAUAGUGCAACAGGCAACCGUGUUUGACCGAGGCACCUACACCUGCAGAUCCACCAGUUAUGACUCCUCCUCGGUUUCAGUGGUCACGGUUCCUGUCAUCGUCAUCGCCUACCCCCCACGCAUCACAAAAGGCCCCUCCCCUGUGACCUACACACGCCCUGGAGUUGCUGUGGAGCUGCCCUGCCUUACCAUAGCAACACCGCGGGCGACGGUUACCUGGGAAACACCAGACCUGACACAGCUUAGGGUGAUGGGUCAGGCUCGUAUCUAUGGUAACCGCUAUCUUAGUCCUCAGGGUUCCUUGGUGAUACAGAACCCGACAGUUAGGGAUACAGGAUUUUACAGGUGCACUGCCAAAAAUGUAAUAGGAGUGGACACCAAGGCGACAUACCUGCAUGUUAUAUAAUGAGACAAAAAAACACAAACACACACAGACUUACACACACACACACACAGAUACAAACAUGGAGUAGACAGACAGAGACACCACCAGUCUUGCGGAGUGGUGAAUGAACUCCUCAGCUGUUAACUCAAUGUGUCCCUCAUGCCCAAAGGAACUGCAAAGCUCCGUCCAGGAGAUACUGUUGAAACUCAGAAAAGACACUACUAAUAUACAGCAUAGGUCUCAUGUAUGUGUUUUUAAUGUGUUAUGUUUCAAUACUAUAUUGUUUUUGUAUGAGGAGUUACAAGAUUCCUAUGCAGAAUCAGUGUUAUUAUUUGUCUCUGCAUAAACAAACAAAUUGUGUUUAAGGAAGAUUGUUUUAUGUGCAUACAUCACCUAACCCUAAAACCCUUUUUGAAAUGAUGCUGAAGUUACAAAUACUGAUGAUAGCAAGAUACAGAGCAUAUUGAAGAUUGCUGUACAAAAUGCAGAUCCCCACAAUUGUGCACAUACAUUCUUACAUUUUGCCACACAGUUUCAAACUCAAUAAUUUCUAAACUCAAUAACACAAACCCCUGGAAAUAAGAAUGUUUUACUUGGUUUAACUAUUUUACUGUGCAUUUGUAAAUUCACACUGAACUACAGUCUAAUAUACAAUAUGUCACUGGGUCACUAAAUUAUAUGGACACCACACAGUAUCACACAAAGGGGCAGUUUGUCCUAUAGUUAAUAUUUAUGUUAAUAGUCUAUUUGAUGUUACAUAAUGUAAUCUAAUGUGAUCUUGGUGUAUAUUUAUAAAAUAUUUGAUUGCUUCAAAUGUUUCA
Molecule: messenger RNA, 9270 nt
Organism: Thunnus maccoyii (southern bluefin tuna)
Lineage: Eukaryota; Metazoa; Chordata; Actinopteri; Scombriformes; Scombridae
Product: matrix-remodeling-associated protein 5-like
Exons: 12
Coding region: 89-8470 (2793 amino acids)
Cellular component (GO): extracellular region
Molecular function (GO): protein binding
Source: RefSeq, a predicted model, not a curated record